AUAUAAUAUAAUAUUACAUUUUCAUUCGAAAUAUGGGUUGGGGCAUGUUCAUUUAAUUCAAUGAGGGUUUUAUUGCCCAUGCUUUUUAAAAAAUGUUUCGUUAAUCAAUGUUGUUAAAACAAAGAUGUAUGCUUAAGGGCGCCACAAGGGGGCGCCCCCUGCCAAUUUGGCGCCCUAGGCAGCCACCUUGGUGGCCUGUAGGAAUAACCGGCCCUGGAUGAUGUGGACGUGUUGCACAGCUCUGUUGCUCUUAGUGUUGAGAAAUGUGUAUAUAGCAACAAUCAGGAAGUAAAACAUUAGUCUGUCAUUGCUCUGGUUGAUAUAGUUUAAUCUGAUUUACACAUCAAUAUGGCUGCUCUUCUCAGCUUUCUUCUCAUCUUUACUGGACUAACAGGAAUUCACAGCAUAACAACAGUCAGUGAUGUGUCAGUGAAGACUGGAGGCUCAAUCUCCAUCCCAUGUCUCUAUGGCUCACAAUACAGAAACCAUGUGAAAUAUCUGUGUGAAGGAUAUUAUUUUUCCUGCUGCACUUAUGCAGCUAAAACAAACCAACAAAAUUCCAAAAAGUUUUCAAUCUCUGAUGACAAAAGCCAAAGAAUCUUCACUGUGACUAUAAAUGAUGUGAGCGGUGCGAACACUUAUUAUUGGUGUGCUGUGGAGAUUAAAAAUGAGGGAGAUGUCCGACAGUAUUUUCACCUGUCAGUCACUGGAGAUCGACCCAGUCUCUCUGUGGACAAUCAGAAGGUAACAGGAUUUAUUGGAGGUGAUAUAACCAUCAAUUGUUACUAUCACAAUUCUGGAGAAAUGAAGUGGUGCAAGCUGGGCAGUUCCUGUGUUACAACGUCAUCAGGGUCAAUUGGUGGAACAACAGGGACCAUCAAUGCGAGUGUCCCAAAUGUUUUCACUGUGACUAUGAGUGGACUGAAGUUAGAGAGCAGCGGCUGGUAUUACUGUGUUAAAGGAGACUUACAGAUGCCAGUGCAUGUAACUGUUUUUGGGAGACCUUCCAUCACAAAACCUUUGACACCCACUCCUGAACACGAGAAUCUCACCCUUGUCUUUACAAGCGAAGCACCCACAGCUCAAGGUGGAUACCCAAGUCCUUCUGACCACUUAAAGAUUUUCAGCAUCCGUCUGAGCGUGUUGACCUUCGCUGUAAUGGUGACAUUGUUCAUCUGGUUCAUAGUCAAAAGAUACAGUAAGUAG
Messenger RNA from Centropristis striata (black sea bass), 1206 nucleotides. RefSeq lists its product as uncharacterized. Lineage: Eukaryota; Metazoa; Chordata; Actinopteri; Perciformes; Serranidae. The record is from RefSeq and is a predicted model, not a curated record. The transcript is spliced from 5 exons. Bases 349 to 1206 code for a protein of 285 amino acids.